Messenger RNA from Caenorhabditis angaria, 624 nucleotides. The record is from the annotation of a GenBank genome assembly. NCBI's taxonomy places the organism in Eukaryota, Metazoa, Nematoda, Chromadorea, Rhabditida, Rhabditidae.
AUGUCACUAUUCUACCAUAUUUUCAUCAUAUUCUUUCUCACUGAUUUUUCGGAAUCACUCGGUGGAAAACCAUUCAAUAAUGCGUUGAGUCGAGAUAUGACUGGAAAGAAUUAUGCGAUUCUUGUUCUUUGUGAUGAAACUAUCAAAGGACACGCGAUAAAUGUGACAUUGGCGUUGAGAAAUGAUUUUGGUGAGGAAUUGGAGAGAAUUCAAUUCAAGAAUUCGAGAGAGCCAUUGGUUAUUGAGGAUCAUUUGGCAUCGAAUAUCACUGAAGUUGUUCUAACUGCUGAUUCAUCUGAUAUUCCAUAUAUUAUUCGAAAAGUUUCAUUGAGAAUUCGAGAUACGUAAGUUUCUGAAUUCUAAGAAUCUCAAAAGUUAGAGCAAUAUCAAAUCCAUCAUCGUUUCAGAUUGUUCAAGUUGCAUAUAAAUCAAGAAUGUGAUGAUGAACCAGAAUUUUUGACUUCGAAAACUGAACAAACAUAUUGGAGCAGAAGAAUUGACUGUGAAAGGUUUGAUCCCCGAAAAUUUUGUCCAAAAAUAAUAUUUUUUCAAAAUUUCAGAAAAGAUGUUUACUGUGAUGAUCGACAUGACGAAUUUAUUGGAUGUGAAAGUGUUUUUGUUUAG